UAAAUACGUCAUCCAUCUCUCUCUCUCUCUCUACAAAAUCAUAAACACAAACUACUCAAGUUUUUUAGGCCAUACUCCAUCAUUUGAAUCCAUGGACUGGUUCUCAUGGUUGUCGAAAACCGGCCUAGAGCCGUCGCUUGUGUACGAGUACGGCCUUGCUUUUGCACACAAUGAGCUAGAAGAAGAGGACAUUUUCUACUUCAACCAUGAGUUUCUUCAAAGCAUGGGAAUUUCCAUAGCCAAACACAGGCUAGAAAUCCUCAAGAUUGCUAGAAAAGCAAAGGGUAUGAACACUCCGCGUCCAAUGCGAAAGCUUUUGGUGGCAAUCAAGAGGACUAAGAGGUGUUUGGCCGAGUACAUAGGGAAGUGGGUUCGCCGCGAUCAGGACUCAAUGGCGCUGGCGCUCGUGACAAGGCCAAGCAAUCACAGGACAAGGUUUAGAGGAGCCAUGCUUAAGAGGAACAAGAAGCUGAUCACGGCCAAGCAAGGCAGCCGGUUGCUGCUCACGAAUGGGAGUCCUCUGGUGGUUUCUGCCGGGCCUCAUCACGUCGAUAGCGUUUUGAGUCCGGUGGUGUAUGAUCUACGAAAGGAAGAAAAGAUGAUGGACGGUGAUGAAGCAAACGACGAUGGUUAUUGGUGUACUGGAGUUAAAGAAAUGAGGUGGGAUACCAUGUUCCAGGACUUGAAACCUACUUGAAAUCUUAUCCUUCUUUUUUCAAAAUUUUCUUCUAAUCUGGUUUUACUUUUACUCUAUCAGUUCUUAUUCCUUAUGGUAAGUUUGUCUGUGAUUAUAUUAAAUUAAUGGUGAGAGAUGGGAUUUUUUGGGUUCUUUCCACCAAGAGAGUUUUUGGUUUUGUGCAUCACAAGACUAAUUUACUUAGCUUUUUCAGUGUAGGUGGGUCUAGUUAGGUAAUGAAAUUGUCUCCCCUAUUUUUUGUAUGUCACUUGUCUCUAUCUUUGAAUAUAAUUGAAAGCAUCUAAUGUCUUUGUGUGAAAGGUAUGCUUUUGUCAGGUGUGCAAAUCUAUAGUAACAAGAGUAUCAUUUUGCAUCA
Messenger RNA from Malus domestica (apple), 1052 nucleotides. RefSeq lists its product as uncharacterized. The record is from RefSeq and is a predicted model, not a curated record. Lineage: Eukaryota; Viridiplantae; Streptophyta; Magnoliopsida; Rosales; Rosaceae. Gene Ontology annotation, molecular function: protein binding.